CAAAAGUUUGGCAAAAAGCCAUUAACAAUGUAUUUUUCUGCAAUGUUCAUCUUCACAUAGUACGUACAUUUAGACAGCUGCUCAAAGUCAACCUCCUCCAUCCUGCUAUUUUUUGCCUACAUAUAAGUUUCUUCCUUCUCAAUCUUCAUUCAUUCUAAUUAUACACAUCUCUACGUAGCUUAUUAAUUCCAUAAGCUGCAUGUUCUAAGCUUUUCUUAACCAGCUUUUAGCUUAUUUUGCUGAAGAAGAAAAGGGCUCGACGUCGGUCCCUUCCCUCGUAUCUAUUUCUUUGCUGUCAAGGUUUUAGUGAUUCUUGCUGCAUUUGUGAGGAUGCUGGGCUUUUCACGGAAUCCAGCAACGAGAAAUGGAGAUUAUUUGGAGGGAAUGCUGAGUGAAUACAUGGGGGGAAAGGGGAAGUUGAGAGGGCAAAAGGGCUCCUCGGCUCGUCUUGUGACGGUGUUAACGUGCUUGCAGUUUGCAUUUGCAGUUUAUGCGACAUUUCUGCUGUAUUAUAUGAGCCCGUCUGUGGACUUGAGGACCAAACCGGACUUCUCAUGGGCGACGCGUAUUGCACAGCAGUGGAAGCAGUUGAUGGUCACCCCACAUGUUGUGAGCCAUUACCAAGAAUCCAACUCCCUCAUCAGGGCUGAAAUCCCACCAAUUAGUCCAUCAGAAGUUUGUGAGAAUGAGAAGAUAGAUUUUGUGCAGAAGAAGUCGAAUGAUGCUGUGAUGAUCAAGUUGAAGAGGGAACUCUAUCAAGAGGUGCUCGAUUUCCAAAAAACAAAAAUCGGGACUGAGACGCUUUCUGAGCUAAUGGCAAUGAAAUCCAAGUGGGAUUUGCGUGGGCCGAACGUCCCCAAAGUGACUGUCAUUCUGAACCAUUUUAAACGGAAGACGUUAUGUGCUCAACUCGACUCUUUGCUCCACCAGACACUACCAUUUCAUCACGUUUGGGUGCUGUCGUUUGGAAGUCCUAAUGAGCAAUCCCUGAAGAGAAUAGUGGACAGCUAUAACAACUCAAGAAUCAGUUUCAUCAGUUCAAGCUAUGAUUUCAAGUACUACGGGAGGUUCCAAAUGGCUUUGCAGACAGAAGCUGAUCUGGUAUAUAUACUGGAUGAUGACAUGAUACCUGGAAGGAAAAUGCUGCAGAUUCUGUCUCAUGUAGCAGGAACAGAGAAGUACAAGAAUUCUGUUCUAGGGAGUAUUGGGAGGAUUCUGCCUUUUCGACAGAAGGACUUCACAUUCCCCAGCUAUAGAAAGUUCCGUUCAAAGGAGGCUGGUCUUUAUUUGCCUGAUCCAGCUUAUGAUAUCACCAUCGACAGAGUUGUACAGGUUGAUUUUCUCUCCAGCUCUUGGUUUCUUUCCGCCGAGCUUAUCAAAACGCUUUUCAUCGAGACACCGUUCACCUUCAUGACCGGAGAAGAUCUGCACUUGAGCUAUCAGCUUCAGAAGUACAGAAACGCUGGUUCAUUCGUGCUGCCAGUUGAUCCGAACGACAAAGAAACGUGGGGCGACAGUGAGCACAGGCUCGCUUAUGUAUCUGAAACAACCGUAAUUUUCAAAGACAUUGUUCAAGUACGAGACGAUCAAUGGUGGAAGGCCCUGUCAACUGGUUACAUAACUCAAUGGGCAGCAAUGUACCCACAAAAGAUCGAUGCACUCUUCUACGCCCACUCUGUGGAAGAAGUUAAAGCCCUGUCCCCUCUUCUUGAAAAGUUCAGAAGCACUGUUGGGAAAAAGGCUUAUAUCGUUGUCUCAGGGGGCAACUUCUGCCCCUGUGAAGAUGCAGCUGCAGCCCUGAAAUGGCCCAAGGCCGUGUGCAAGGAGAGACGGUUCAAGAUUUUCGAUCUGGGAAUCGGUGCUCUAUCCGGGAUUUCAAACUCAGAGGUGCCCGUUUUGCAAGCUGUGUAUGCUAGCAUGAAAGGGUUAAUAAAAAUCCACAACCCAAGCGUGGUGAUCACUGUUUCAGAUAUCGACUCAAACGUGAAGAAAGCUCUGAAGAUGGCAUCGGAGACUAAUGCAAAUGGUUCGGCAUUGGUCCUUUUACCAAGAGCUUCAGUCCCAAAGGCUCUCUGGAUGGCUGAUCUUCGCUCGACAGCAUUGCCCAAUUGGAAUCGGAUGAGGCUAUCAGUAAGCAUUAUCACACAAAACCGGGCUCAUUCUCUCGCAAGGCUGCUGAAGUCUCUGAGCAACGCAUACUACUUGGGAGACGAGGUUCCCAUAACUUUCAACAUGGACAGCAAAGUUGAUGCAGCAACAUUAAAGCUAGUGAACUCAUUUGACUGGCCACACGGCCCUAAAAUUCUUCGUAGACGAAUCAUCCAAGGAGGGCUAAUCCGAGCAGUCAGUGAAAGCUGGUAUCCAUCCUCAGACGACGACUUUGGCCUACUACUCGAGGAUGACAUAGAAGUCUCACCUUACUACUACCUCUGGAUCAAAUACGCCCUUCUUGCUUACCACUACGACCCUCAGGUCUCUCUACCUGAGCUCUCGUCGAUCUCCCUAUACACCCCACGUUUGGUUGAAGUUGUGAAAGAAAGGCCUAAAUGGAACGCAACCGAGUUCUUCAAACGCAUCCAUCCAAACACACCGUAUCUCCACCAGCUACCCUGCAGUUGGGGUGCAGUUUUUUUCCCAAAACACUGGAGGGAAUUCUAUGUCUACAUGAACAUGAGAUUCACCGAGGAUGCCAAACAAAACCCUGUCCAAAUCCCAAAAUCAAGAACCAACGGCUGGCAAGCCUCGUGGAAGAAGUUCCUGAUAGACAUGAUGUACCUCAGAGGAUACGUUAGCCUGUACCCCAACUUCCCGAACCAAGCAAGCUUCUCGACCAAUCACAUGGAGCCCGGAGCUCAUAUCAGUGCAAAAGACAACGUCGUUAGGCACGACAAGGCGGACUUUGAGGUGCCGUUGUUGAACCAAGACUUCCGGAAUCUGUUGCCUAAUGGAAAACUGCCUCCAGCCUCAAAGCUACCGUCAUUGAACCUCUUCAACCAGGCAUUAUCGCUGAAAGGUCUGAAGGCGGCCGGAGCUAAGUUGGGACAGGAUGUACUAGAAUGCAGGCCAACAGAGAGAGUUAUGGUGGAUCAUGAAACAGGGCUGCCUUCACAUUGUGCAGCAUUCUGAUUAUUACCAAUAUUCUUUUUUGGUUUCUUACAUUUGUUCAUUGUAGCAAUAGAGAUUGUCCCGGCAGGGGAAAGUCAAUUCUCAACUGUAAAAACUGAAAAAUGAAUGUGGGAUUCAUAAAAGGAAAAA
Sesamum indicum (sesame) is the source of this 3255-nucleotide messenger RNA. RefSeq lists its product as uncharacterized. The record is from RefSeq and is a predicted model, not a curated record. NCBI's taxonomy places the organism in Eukaryota, Viridiplantae, Streptophyta, Magnoliopsida, Lamiales, Pedaliaceae.